Messenger RNA from Nezara viridula (southern green stink bug), 3971 nucleotides. Lineage: Eukaryota; Metazoa; Arthropoda; Insecta; Hemiptera; Pentatomidae. The record is from the annotation of a GenBank genome assembly.
GUCGUAUUUGAAGUGGGUCAGUUACAUGUAAACAAAAACUAAGUUAUUGGAGCAAACUCUAAUAGAUCAAUUGAUGAUUUGAUGCCUUAUCAGAAUGGAUUUUCAGAUUAAACCUCCCAUUUUAAACAUUAUUCUUAAAUCACAACUUUCCUUAGAUGAAAAUGAGCCCAAAGUAACUUGUCUGGGUGAUAUCAAAUGUUCACCAAAGUACCAUAAUAAAAAAGUUAAAACCUUGGGUGUUAUAUUUGAGAAUAAAAUUGCCAUCAGAGACAUUGAUUAUGUGGUAAAAAAAAGAAAACAGUUUAAACAAAAACAGUUCGAGAAGAUUUUUAAGGGUGCAGUGAAAAUCCUGAAGCGUUAUCCAAACUAUUGGCUUGGGCACUUAUUCGCUGGUGCAUCAGCAUUUAGAUGCAGAAAAUAUGGCCCUUUUGCUACAUUCUAUUUGUCAUCUGCAGUCCUUGUCAAUCCUAACUGCUUAUCAGCUUGGGAUGGUCUACAAAAAUAUUGUAGAAAUGACAAAGCCAUCAGUGGCGAUGUAUUUGAAACAGUUUUCAUUGGUUAUCUCAUGAAUGAAAGGAAUGUUGAUAAGUGGAAGGAUGCUGUAAGAUAUGUUUUGAGUAGUGAGAUAUCUUUCACUUCUAGAAAUCCAUUUAAGAUCAUAAUUUCUCUUCUUAAGCAGGAUUUUAAUUAUGAUAAUGACCAGAAAUCUUUCCUAGCCAAUGUCAUAUUUGAUUAUUUAUUAAGCCAAACCAUAAACAUGAAGCCUAGUAUUGAAUAUAAUAGUAUUAUACCCGAUAUAGCAGUAGCAUCAUUUAUUUUGUAUUGUGACAGUAGUGCUAGUCAAGACCAACUGUUUUACUCCGAAGCUCUGAGUUUUUUGUAUUAUCUUACUGCUGUUAGACAUACUCAUAAAUUUAUUUCAGGAACAUCGGAAUCUAUUAGAAGUUUGACCUUUGCUAAUCCUGAGUUCAUAAUUGAUCUCAUUGAUUUUUUAUUCACGAAUAACCUGGAUCCAUGCUGUUAUUUAUCGAGAACCUUGAUUGAUGAGGGUGCAAAAAUAAAUGUAUUUUGUAACCCGACUCGGGAUUUCAAACCAAUAGCUGGAUUUCUCCUUUCAGCUAUUUCAUAUGCAUUUAAUGAUUUCGCAAGAGUUCGUGACUAUGGGCCAAGGUAUAUUAAAGAUGAAAGUUGGGCUUGGAAACAAAACCUAAUUAGAAUUUCUAGUUAUAUUCAUUUGCAAGAUUUUGAAUUUGCAUGGACCAAAUUAUUAUGUGCCCUAAAUGAACAUGUUUCUGCAUUAAAUAACAUAGACGGUGUAGUGUAUGAAAGCAAAUCCUGUUCUAUGUUGCAUCUUGAAUUAUUUUUAAAGUUCUUGACACAUAGCUGCAAUAGUUUAAUGCAAAAAUUUGGAUUGAUUUUAUGUUUAAAGCUGAUUAAUUUGAAAUCAGAAAAUGUCCGAACACUGUUUUAUGCUUCUAUCGCCUGCAUACGUUUAAAUGAAAACAAAAUAUUGAAUUAUUGUCUUCAUAAACUUGUAAGACUUGGUGCUAUAAAUGAUGUAAUAUUCCUGUGUGCUUUAAAAACAGAAUCAUAUUCUGAUAAGAUAAUGUAUUUAAAGGAAAUACAGCAUCUACGGAAUACACAUUUAUAUUCUGCAAUAUUAUCUUUCAAAUUUGAAAAAGAAAACAAAGCUCUUAAAAGUUUUUACAAGGCUUCUGUAAUGGUUCCAGAUUGUGUUUUUCUGUAUGAGUGGCUUGGAAUUCAUGCUUAUAAAAACAAUGAUUUAUCGAAAGCCAAGCUAUAUUUUGAAAUAGCAUUAUUUUAUAAUCCUCAUUUGUGGACAUCAAUUAACUAUUAUGCCAAUAUCUUAGCAUUGGAUGAUCCGGCUUCCAGUAAGCUGUUUUUAAGCCUUCACAACAGUGAUAGAAAAUAUUUAACUUUUCAGCUCAUGGUCGAUUUAAAGGCGGGGCUCUCAUUUUUUAAAAAUAACCCCUCAAAAGAAGAUUAUUUUAAGGCUUGUGAAUACUUCCGCCGAUGCCUAAAAGUGUACCCAAAUAACAGAUAUUUCAAAGAAAUGCUUGCUGAAUCUUAUUCCAAGUUUGGAAUGAUUGGUUCCGGUUUAAAAUGCUUCAAAGAAUCCUAUAUUACCAAUAAUUAUAGACAUCUGUAUUCUGGAAGCAUGAUUGGAAAACAAUAUUUAUUUGUUAAAGGUGUUACAAAGUAUUUAAAAAUGAUGAAAUGUGUUGUUAAUUGUGGAGGAAUGGAUGUCUUUAUAGUACUCCACAACACUGCUCAUGCUUUCUUAAUCAAGUCAAUUAAACUUUGCUCAAAAUAUUAUUACUUCUUGUCCCAAAUCUACUGUCAGCAAGCUCUGUUCUUCUGCGUCCGUGCAAUUUCUGUCUCCGCAAACUAUUCUAGCAUCUGGAAACUGAUGGGAGAUAUCCUAUAUCAGUGUUCAUGCCUGGGAUAUUCAGCAGGGUUCAUUUACAUUCCUCAUUGGUUUCUGAAAGAAAAUGCUUCAAAAAAAAUUGUUUUAGUUAGACGGUAUCAGGCAACCUUAUUGGCGAUCAGGUGCUAUUAUGCAGGUCUAAAUACUCCCAACUGUUCAAAAGAAAUGAUGGUGUGCCUUUGGAACAGUAUUUCCGUUGCUUUUAGGAAACUAAGUUCCUUGAGUAACAAAGAUACUAAGCAAAAGCUAUUAACCUUUGGAAUUCAGUCGAGUAUCAAUAGUUUACAGAUUGACUUACAAAAUAGUUUGUCAUGGAAUUUACUUGGUAUUUUAAUUAAUGAUCAAGUUUUUGCAGUUCCUAAUCUAAAGAACCAUAAAAUCGCUCAAAACAAUUCUGUUACUGCUCUUGACACUAGCUUGAAUCUUGGCAGCCCAGUUGCUUAUUCACUAUUUUCAACAUGUAAUGCUGGAUUCAUUGCCAUUAGUAUGUCAGAUUUUGAAAAAGCUUGUAAAUUAUUUUUAUCUGCAAGAGGAACUUAUUCAUCUCUUGAUAAACCAUGGCUUGGUGAAAUGUUAAUUAAUCUCUUAUCUGGAAAUGUGACUGGUAUCAUUGAGAAUAUUGUAUAUCUGUAUCUGUUAACUAACCAUCACCCUACACUGAAUAAUUUUUUUACAUCUAUUUUAUUUUUGAGUCCUUUCUUGUCAAAUAAGUUUAUUAACUGUAUGGGAAGAAAGUGUAGUUACAAAUCAGAUGGUGAAAAUCUGAAUUUGAUGAGCUACUUCUUGUCGGGGACAGUUAGUUGUGAAAGGAAGAAAUAUAAGAAAGCUUUGAUUGACUAUAUUAUUGCCCUGAGGACAUGUCUUCCAUUUUCUUGCAAUCAUCAGGCUAUUGUCGAUUCUGCUGUACAAGAUUUGUAUAUUUGUCUACAUCAGCUCUAGACAAAAGUCAUUAAUUUUAAAUGAGCCUUUGAUGGAACAAUGAGAGUCAUCUUGAACUUGAACCUUAGCUAUUGAUGCAACUGGCAAUAAGAAUUAUUUCAAUCUUGUGAUAUUUUUGCCUAGUUUUAUUUUUUAAUAUUUUUUAUUAGUUAUUAAGAUGUAUAAACUGUAUAUUUGGUAUUGAUUUUAAAUGUAUUGACCAUGGUGUUGACUUUUACCAUGUUACUACUUAUUUUAUAUUAUACUAAGGAAGAUGACUGUGUUAUUAUUGAAAUGAAAGUCAAAUUAAUGUGAUGGAUUAAGUAAUUAAAUUAUUAAUUGGUUCUUAUAAAUUUAUUUAAAUUUUUGACAGAAUUAAACAUGGACAGGAUAUGGAUUAGAUAACCAAAUUGAAAUGAGCCUGGGGUAGUUAACACUCCCUUCUGUUCAGAAGGUUAAAUGUUUUAAUGUCAGAGACUGGUUGAUAAACCAAGAAAUAAUGUAAUUAAAAUUUAAUGUUGUUAAAACUGCAUGUUUACGUUAUUAUACAUAACUGUAUGUUUAUGUACAUUCAUUUUUACAAUAAAAGUAGUUUAUUAAUUUU